Diabrotica balteata is the source of this 5663-nucleotide messenger RNA. Lineage: Eukaryota; Metazoa; Arthropoda; Insecta; Coleoptera; Chrysomelidae. The record is from the annotation of a GenBank genome assembly.
GUACUUUGUUGUUUUAUCUGUUUUCUUUGUUUUAAACUAAUAUGUGUAUUGCAUAAGUAACUAAAACAGUAAUAACAAGUGAUUCUGUGUUUUAUUCAAUCGUUUCAGUGGGAAUCAAAGACAAAAACAUGUUAUUUGUAUGGGUUGUUAAAGUAAACAACUGUCAGGAAAAGACUAAAAUUGUGAAAAUUCCGAAUUUUUAAUCAACCAGUGAUCACUUUAACAAGAAAUACUACAGUCUUAACAGUUUCUUUUAGUUUGGUAUAGCAAAUUACCAGAAAGAUGUGUAUUAGUUCUUAAAUUGGUGACCUACUUGUUUUUCAUAGUUUCUGGUUGUUGUCCCAAGAAGACACUUGAAGAAGUAAUAUCCACAUUUUUAGUAAAGCAGUUAUAUUUAAGAAAGAAAAAUGAGCUAUACAGAAAGUGAUAAGAGGGAGGCCAAGCAAUUUGUUGAAUUUUACAUUGAUAAUAUUGAGAAUCACAGUAACUAUUUCCAAUAUUAUUUAUCUGAAGAUGUUGUGCUCGAUUGGUUUGGAAAGACAAUCAAAAAAGAAAAGAAUGUUACUGCUUUCCUAAAGGAUCAAAUGGGUUCUGUGAAUCAUUUCCUUUCUGAUGCAGUUCCUGUUGGGAAGAUUGGUUUCAGGGAUACUCAUAUUAUUAAAGUCCCAAGGACACAAAAGAUGAUUCCUCUUGCCUUAAUGAGCCCACCAAGGCCGAUCCAGCUAAGAAGUGAAACUACAACUCCCAAGAAACGACCAUUGCCUUCAUCAAGUAACAACAACAGAAGAGAACUUCGUAGUAAAUAUCCUAAAGAACAGGGCCAAGGAGAUGGUCCCCACAAUAAUACGGAAAUCCCCAGCUCACCUAGGAAGAAAUUAAAAACCCCCUAUGAAGUUUCUUUAGAAAGUAUUGAAACUUUAGAGAAUGAGUGCGAUUCAACAGAAAGUGGUCAAAAACUUAAAUAUGUGUUAUGCCAAGGGGAUAUUGAGUUCCAUAGACCCAGCCAAAAGAAAUAUCAGAGUGAAACGAAGUGGAGACGACCGUGUAAACUCAGUGUGGCAUAUACUUCUCUGGGCAGUAAUCAGUAUACCAUAUAUUUAAUAAUAUAUGAAGGUAAUGUAAAGUGUCGUAGAAAUUUGAUGAAAGAAUUUGACGCAGUUGAUGCAGAGGAGUCGGAAAUUUAGUUGUUUUUAUGUUAAGGAGUUUCGUUGUGGGAGUAUGAAAGAAUAGUCCUAUAAUUUUAUUAAUAGUUUUUCAAUGCAGCAAUUUAAUGGAUAAUUGGCGAAUAAUGUUAGAUAAAAUCGGAUGUUUGUUUCAGUAGCUAAUAUAAGCAAUAUAACAAAGUUUUUAUGUCACUCUUCCAUUUUUAUAACAUUUGAAUUAUUAACCGACUACUCAAUAGCUUUUAAUAUACUAUAUGAUUACCUCAACACAUUAUUGUGUGUUCUUUUGGUCCCUACAUUUGGCUUAUUUAAAUAAUAGUCAUAAUUGUGAUUAAUUAACUGUUAAGCCCAUUGUUACGCUUAUUGAUUAAAUGUAACAUUGAAAUUUCAAGAAUUUAAGGUCAAUAGCUCCCAGCUUUCAAGCCCCACGUUGGGUGCCAAUAUGUAAACGCUAAUCAACGAAAUACUAACCUGCAAACUACUAUGUGUAACUUACAGCCAACGUUUUUAAUAAUUCGAUGGUUGGUAAGAGUAAUUUAAACAAGUUGCAGGUCAUAUUGGCCGACUUUAAACAACACACAACAAUUAUGCGUGUACAGGUAAUUCAGAAUUUUAAAGUUGUAAAAAUUGAAAAGUCACAUAAAUUACACAGGCCUACCUUUUUUUUAUGAAAAAGUCGUUUGAAAUUUUUGAUAGUGCCAAAAAUGCUGAGAAAAUAUUUAUUGAAACUUUAUUUAAUACAAAAUACAUUGCAACAUUGAGUUGUCAAGCUCAAGAUUCUCAUAUGUUUCUUGGAGAUGCACGGAGUGAGAAACAGGCACUGAGGCAUAAGUAUUACCAUUGUGCAACAAUACACACUUCAGACUUCUCUUAGAAGAAUCAAUAAAUAACUGCCAUGGUGUGGAAUCAUACUUGCCAGAUCCCAGUUUGCCAGAAGGUAAAUCAGGAUAUUGAAUUUUGUGUUUAUUUGUUUGAAUUGAAACCCUUAAUAUCGCCGGUAUCGCAGUCGUCUCCAUGUUUUGUUACCCUCCAUACCAUAGAAAUGCCGAAGGGUAAAGAGUUACUUGGACUUUUUGUCCAUUUUUCACUAGUUCAACACACUUUGUGUGAAUCCCUUUUGAUCACUAAGCUUAACACCGAAGUAAACGUGAUAAGCUUUCUUUAUAAAAUCCGUUAUGUUUCGUUGAUGCUUUCCUAUUGGUAAAUGACCACACACGUAACAAAAUAUAUCAGGACUGUUGUUACACUUUCUUGGUGAUAUUAUGCCAUCAAGUUGACGGCAUCGGUAGUGUUGCCAUUCAAAUGAAAUUAACAUAAUACUGUAUUAAAAUAUUUUCUAUUGAUCUAUAAAGUAUUUUAAAGAAAUACUUUUAAUACAAUUGACAAAAUAUCAAUAAGGUAUUUGUUUGCUCUAGUACAUAAUAUAUCACAAGGUUUUUUAAAUUUUGUGAACAAUUUUGACAUGAUGGGCGAAUUCGUAUUCAGAAUGAGGGUACCCGUAUCAGCUAAGGACACAUGUCAAACUCAAAACACCAAAAAUCAUGUCGGCCUGUGUUAUUAUUUGUGAAAUGUCAAUGAUACCGAUACAUUUUUUUAUGCGAUACUUAUUUAAAAUAUAUUUUAGUAAUACAUUUAAAAUUUAAUAAAAAUAAAAAUAUACAACGUGCUUGGUAUUUGAUUACCUAAUAAAUUUGACAAAUAAUUUGUUGAUAUUUUUAUUUUUUUUUUGUUAAUUUUAUAAAUAAUCCUGUAGUACACAACGUAUCAUUAAAAUUCGUUAAAUUGCUGUAUUGUUUAUAUUUUUGCGUUUAGUAGCAAUUUUGUUUUAUUAUCCAGAGUUUUCAAAGUAUACAAAAAAAUCAAAGAGAUAAUAUUAUUUUUAUAAUUAAAUUUAAAUAGGAUUAUCUAAAUGUCUCUCAUACUUCUAUUUAUUAGAUAUAUUAAAAAUAAUUGAUGCUUUAAUUAUAAUAAUUGGUGAAAUUUAGAUAUUGGUAUGUCGAACGAUAGAAUAAUACAUGUUUUUUAGGCCAAUCUAGGAAUCCAUGUGUUAAUUUGGUUUUUGCAUUUCUUUUUAAGGACUUUUUCAGUUUGAUUUGUAUAAUUACUUCUUCUUAAAUAGUCAGUUGACUUAUACCAUCCGAACUAGAGCUCUUUGCACUUUUUCUAUAUAAUGUCUUCCUAAUUUUGCAAUAUUUUUAGUUUGUGUAUACCACUGGUAGUUUUUGAUGUGAUCUAUUUUCUUACAUUUUCAGAGUUUUUGUAUUUCUUAUUUUGUAGAAAGCAGCUGUCGUUAAGUGUCAUACACCCUUUUUUUAAUCUAAAACAGCUUAGAAAUAUUUCUUUACAUACAAAGUGAUAAAUCCUCCAACGCACCGUAGGACAAUCUGAUUAUGCGAGUUAUCAGUAUUGUUGUAAGGAGCAUACAAAUUGUUGUUACAGUAAAACAAUACAAAAACCAAGUUUUUAAUGAUAAAUAUUCAUUGAUUUCUAAAACCAAAUUGGUUUUCUCAAGAUUCCAUCCGCAUCUUUGUGUGAGUCUGUUGUAAUGUAUUCAUAGGACAACUGUAAAUGAACUUAUAUUAUUUUUUAUUCCUAUUUUUAGGUUCUUUUUAAAUUUUUUAUUGGUUUUCAGAUGUCAUUAAAUUUUUCCAUAUUAUUCUUUUUUCCUUUCACAUUCCAAUAAACUUUGUCUUUACCAAAGAAAAAUAAACAAUUGCUUCCUCAUCAAAGUUUUCUUUAGUUGAUUGAACUAACAACUAAAGUUGUAUCAACGAAGACAUACGAGAGUUUUUGAACUUUGCUUUUGUGUUAAUCGUACUAUUAAACGUACUUUAGGUAUUAAGUGUUUUUUUAUAUUAAUAAAGCAAAUGUUUUUCAUUAUUUAGAGCAACUAAAAAAUUAAAGACAAAUUUAGAUCUGGCUGGCCAGAUCUAAUAGCCCAAUAUCUAAGUUUCACAAAAAUUACUGUAUAGUGUUUGUCUAACCUCUCCUCCUACCUUAUUUUUUGACCUUUGGGAAAAACUUUGAAAUUAUGGAUCUGCGUCAUCAUUAUGUAAAAUAAUUUUAUUUUCAAUUGGAUCAUAUGGCAAGUAAUAUCUUGUAAGUACCUGUCGAGUUCUUUAUACUGAUAUCUAUACAAUUAUCAAUUUCAACUUAAAUGUUGUUGCAGCCUAUUUUGUAAACAAUAAAAAUUAACUUAAUCAAUUUUGUGGAACUGAACUUAGCUUCAUGUUUGGUUUUUGAUGAAAUUCAAUGACGUAACUAUUAAAAGUUACCUAUUUUAUAGAGGGAGUCUGAAAUCUUCAAAGUAUAUCUCAGUUCAGGAUGGCGUCUGACUGAUCUUAUUGCAGGAUUCAUUCUGCAUAGUUCUGGUGAUAGUUCCUGAGGUAUUUUAAUACGCUCUCUUGUCGCCAUAUCUACGCCGAACGGCUACCUAAAACAGAUCCUCCAGCGUUCUGGAAGCGGAAUGGCUGCCAAGCAACACUUACGAAGUACUACCUUCAUUUAUUCACCAACUGUUAGCAAGGAGACUCAAUGUCCAUUUUCACCUUUUUUUGUUCUCACAUUUUACCCCUGACUCUCUUGUUCGUAUCUUAUCAUAACAUAUUCGCUAUAAAUUCAACUUACAACAUAUUUCCUUCUUACCCUUGCCGAUGGUCCUGUUCCCUUUCUUCUUCUUUUUUCUUCUUGAUCACUGCACGGAUGUAGUUGUGUACAUGUCACAAUUCACACCUGCCUCUCUUUUCAUCUUGUUCCUUUCUACUACAAGUCUGUUGCACUCCAGCAUUCAUGUGAGCGUUUCCGAACCUAGAGAGAUAGGCCCCAAAAUAUCCUUGUCUUGUGGGCACCUGCGUUAGGAAAUAAUCUAGUCGACUGUGACCACAAUCUACCCAAUCUCUUAGGUUCGGGAUCAGCAUCUUUGUCCACUUUGUCAUAUCCUCCAUAUGGUUUCAUUCUUCUUGCCAUCUUUCAAUUGAACUUUUCAUUUCUUGUUUUCUCUAGGUCAAAAGGUCUUUUUUCACACAAUCUUAUAGGGGCAUGCCACUCGCAGCAGACUUGUUCAGUCUACUUGUCAUAAGCCUCUCCAGACUUUUUUUGUAGUUUAAUUUUAAAUGAAAUCAUGAUGUCACACAUUGAACAUCCAUUCAAAAUUAUCUUACAAAAGUAACUUGCCUUAUAUAUCUACUUUUAAUAUUCUCUCUUUCUGUUUGGCAUGACCUUCUUAUUGUACCGUCUUCAUUGAAGGCUAUAUAUAUUAUUUCGUUAAAUGCUGAUGUUGCCUGUUCUAUUCGAGAUCUAACAAUUUAAUCAGGAUUUAAGUCCGAUUUUAGCUAGGAACCCAGGUAUUUAAACUUCUCGGACAUCCUCAUCGUGGACAAUAAAGGAAUAUUUAUGUCAUUAGAUUCGUCUAUAAGACGUGUGUAAUUGAAAACAUUUUUGACAUAGAUGUAUGAAUUCAUAUAAAAAAUAUUUGUCAGAUGAAAAUGCCAAUGUAUAGUC